Molecule: messenger RNA, 633 nt
Organism: Seminavis robusta
Lineage: Eukaryota; Bacillariophyta; Bacillariophyceae; Naviculales; Naviculaceae
Source: the annotation of a GenBank genome assembly
AUGUCCUCCUCCCAUCGCACCUUGGGGCAAAAGAUCAUGCACUUCCUCUUCCACUCGCCAACAGAGAGUGAUUUGGGCCUGCCUCCUCCGAAGGAGCAUCUGACAAAGUCACAAGCUAUGGAGAAAAUUGAAUACGCUUGGGACCAUCCCUUGCAUCCUCAGAAGAAAGAAGAAAGUCCAAAGGAAUCCGAGCAUCAUGAACAUCAUGAGCAUAACCACAAGACUAUGGGACAGAAGAUUUCGCACCUCCUUUUCGAUGUGCCCCAUGACAGCGACUUGGGUGUUCCUCCUCCGAAGAAACAAAUGUCUAAAGAGGAGGCCCUGAAGUUAAUUGAGUAUGCUUGGGACCAUCCAAUGCACCCUCAGAAAGAUGAGCAUCCCAAGAAGGCUAAGAAUGUUGAACAUGAAAAACAUCACCACGAGGACAGCCACGAGGACAGCCACGAGGACAGCCACGAGGACAGCCACGAGACCUUGGGACAAAGGGUGUCCCACUAUUUGUUCGAUGCCCCUCAUGACAGCGAUCUUGGUCUCCCUCCUCCGAAGCAACAGCUUUCAAAGGAAGAAGCUCUCAAAGCAAUUGACCAUGCCUGGGAGCACCCUUUCAACCCCAAAGCUGUGGCACAGCACUAG